GGGGGAGCUAAUUCCGUGUCGCACACAUUUCCGUCCAACAUGUUUGGUAAUGUGUUUUUGUCCAGCGGUUAAUGACAGUGGAGUUCUCAUUGUAAGGUGUUGGCUGGUGAAUUCGGCAUACAUGUGAUCCACCAGAACAUGAUUAAAAGCCCUUUUCUAAGGUGUGGAUUGUCUGCAGAUUUGAGCCAUGCUGCUCCCCCUGCUGGUGCGUCCGGUGUUAACGCGCUGCAUCAGGACGCUGUGCUGCGACGCCUUCAGGACGCCGCUGCACUCUCAGGUUGAGCACUUCCUGCGGCGGCGGCUCCCCCUGCAGCUCCACGCUCAGAGUCGAGGCAUUAAGAGGAAGUCCAGGAGCCACAAGGACGAGUGGAAAACCAGGAACAAGACGGUGCUGACGUACAUCGCCGCCGCCGGGGUCGGGAUGAUCGGCCUGUCGUACGCUGCGGUGCCGCUCUACAGGCUGUACUGCCAGGCAUCGGGGCUCGGCGGCACGGCGGUGUCCGGACACGACGCGGAGCAGGUGGAGACGAUGAAGCCGGUGACGGAGCGCGUCCUCAAGAUCACCUUCAACGCAGACACGCACGCCAGCAUGCAGUGGAACUUCAGACCGCAGCAGACGGAGAUCUUUGUGGUUCCAGGUGAGACGGCGCUGGCUUUCUACAGAGCCAAGAACCCCACAAACACACCGAUCAUCGGCAUCUCCACCUACAACGUGGUUCCCUUCGAGGCGGGACAGUACUUCAACAAGAUCCAGUGUUUCUGCUUCGAGGAGCAGCGUCUGAACCCCCACGAGGAGGUCGACAUGCCCGUCUUCUUCUACAUCGACCCGGAGUUCGACGAGGAUCCCCGGAUGGCGCGGGUGGACACCAUCACGCUGUCCUACACCUUCUUCGAGGCCAAGGAGGGACAGAAGCUGCCGCUGCCCGGGUACAGCUUCCGCUGAGCAAGAAUUCAUGCACGAAUCAUCGACACUCUGAAGCUGGAAAAGACUUUUACACUGAAAACCAGUUCAAAACGAGAAACCACAACUGUCCAGGUUUUAUUUUGAGAAUAAAGUCUGAAUAAAGAUGGAUUUUAUUUUAUA
Messenger RNA from Cottoperca gobio, 1084 nucleotides. RefSeq names its product cytochrome c oxidase assembly homolog 11 (yeast) (gene cox11). The transcript is spliced from 6 exons. Bases 188 to 943 code for a protein of 251 amino acids. Gene Ontology annotation, molecular function: copper ion binding. Gene Ontology annotation, cellular component: mitochondrial inner membrane. The record is from RefSeq and is a predicted model, not a curated record. Lineage: Eukaryota; Metazoa; Chordata; Actinopteri; Perciformes; Bovichtidae.